Molecule: messenger RNA, 1389 nt
Organism: Effrenium voratum
Lineage: Eukaryota; Dinophyceae; Suessiales; Symbiodiniaceae
Source: the annotation of a GenBank genome assembly
CAAGAGCUUGCUGUGAAAGGCUCGAGACAAGGCAAGCAUCAAAGGGAGCAACAUGGCCUUAAACAUCGUGCUGCACGAGGAUUUGACCAUGCGUGGCGGUGCGCAGAUUUGGCUAGCUGACUGUGGGAAGCGCUUGUCCGAGGCCGGUCACAUCAUCACGUUCAUCCUGCCAGAGGAAUCCCUGAUUCUGCCGGAUGUGGAGGCCUACGCGAAUAAGGUGGUGAAGUAUUCACACGAGAAGAGUGCCGAGGAUCCGGAGAGUUACCAGCCAACGUUUACGGAGGUCUUGAAGUCGGCGCACGUCUGCGUGACGCUGGUUCGGCAGAUUCGUGGGAAGUACCAGAAUGUGAGUUUCAUGGGGAAGUGCAUCAAAAAUGCUGGCCUGAGAACAUUUUUGAUCUCCAAGACGGGCACUUUCGAUCCGACCUACAAAAAGGAGUUUUAUGGCGGGCCCUUGUUGGACGCGGGACAGUGCUGCACGGUGACCAUCGCGGAGUUUACGCGGCAGGCGAUCAUUGACGCCUUCGGCAUCAGCCCGAGCUUGAUCCGGACCAUCUACAACGGCACGGACACGGAGAAGUUCAAGCGCACCCCGGAAAUGGCCGUGGAGGCCCAGAAGCGAUACCCCAUCCCGGCGAUGGCUGACGGGUCCAAGAAGUUUGUAGUGGGCUCCAUCGGGCGCUUCGUGGCUGUCAAGGGCCAAAAAGUGCUGUUGCGGGCCUGCAAGAAGCUCCUGGAAUCCAAGCGCGUGCCUAAUCUGCACGUGUUGAUGGUCGGGGAGGGGGAACUUAAGGAGGACAUCGAGCAGACCGUCGCCAAGGACGCGGAUCUGUCCAGUGCGGUGUCCAUUUACCCCUUCACCAAGGAGCCUUUCUACGUGUUCGAGGCCUGCGACUGCAUCGCGCUGGCCUCGUUCUUGGAGGGUCUGCCGAAUGCGCUGCUGGAGGCCUUGGCCAUGGAGAAGCCUUGCGUGGCCUCGCGGAUCUACGGCAUGCCGGAGGUGGUCGUGGACGGCGCCACGGGCUUCUGCUUCGACGCGGGCAAGGUGGAGGACGAGGCCUCGUGGGAGGCCAUGGCCGACGGCUGCGCGGACGCCAUUGCCAAGAUCGCCGCCCUGGACGAGGCCGGCCGAGCCAAGAUGGCGGAGAACGGCAAGAAGCUGGUUUUUGAGGGCCACGACAAGGUGAAGUGCUUCCAGAGCAUCCUGGACCUUAUCCAGGAGAAGGCCAAGGCAGCACAGGCUGCAGAGCUGGUUGCGCGGGCCGUAGAGGUGGUGGCAGCCUAAGGGAGUGCCAAGCGAGCAGGUGCCCGCCUGCAUGGUCUCAGCCAUUUCAUCCUACCUGUCUCACCCGCUGCAGAAAAGCACCGGAAAGUAUGCUGCGCUUGGCG